Messenger RNA from Eupeodes corollae, 1474 nucleotides. Its product is annotated as odorant receptor 67d-like. Gene Ontology annotation, biological process: sensory perception of smell; detection of chemical stimulus involved in sensory perception of smell. The transcript is spliced from 5 exons. Gene Ontology annotation, cellular component: plasma membrane. The record is from RefSeq and is a predicted model, not a curated record. The coding region runs from base 200 to 1351 and encodes 383 amino acids. NCBI's taxonomy places the organism in Eukaryota, Metazoa, Arthropoda, Insecta, Diptera, Syrphidae. Gene Ontology annotation, molecular function: olfactory receptor activity; odorant binding.
UUACCACACAUCCUGACCUCGCUCCAAUCAAUCGAACAUUCUCUGUGCGAAAACACUUUAAAUUAUUCACAAUAUUCUUCCUUACCACUGGAAUUGUUAAGUAGCCUGUUAAAUUGAUUGAAGUCCAUUCCAUUCUUCAAUAUAAAUAACACUUCUUGUGCAAAAUAUUGACCAUUGACCAUCACAGAAGAGUAUUAGAAUGCGUCCUUCGGAAAAGUUUGCAAAGGUUCUUCGAGUUGUAAGGCUCUGCUCUGCUGUUUGUGGGUGUGACAUAAUUAAUGAAAAGUAUAAAAUUAACAACAUAACAAGAGCGGUGAUAUUUUGCAUAACGGUUUAUUUUAUAUUUUCGGCCUAUACGGUUAAUCUUAAAAUAGCCGAAAAUUGGAGUGUUGUGUUGGAGGCUUUUUGUAUGGUUGGAAGUGUCUUGCAGGGAAUUUCAAAACUCACCAGCGGUAUUAUUUAUAAGAACUAUUUUCGAUUUGCUUCUAAGUUUCUUCGACAAGUCUAUUCGGAAUAUGAAAACAAAGGCGAGAGCUAUUUAAACAUCCUGGAUAAAUGUAUUUCGAGAACUCGUGCAGUUCUCAAAAGUGUCGCCGUAUUGUAUGCUGUUGUGGUGAUUUCACUUAUUUCGGUUCCGAUUGUGGUUUGGAUUUUCACGGGAAAACGGUUUUUUCCCAUGCAAUUCUUCAUCCCGUAUCUGGACACAAAUACAUUAUUGGGGUAUUUCGCGACAAUUGGAAUGCAAUCCGUUUGCCUGGUUUUUGGGGGAUUUGGGAAUUUCGCUGGGGAUAUGUUUUUAAUGGUGUUCUUUGGACAGGCCAAUAUGUUGGUUGAUAUUUUUAUGCUUAAGGGACUGGAACUUAGUGAGUUAGCUGUCGAUAGCAAAGACGAGAAGGUGCAGCAUAAGUUGAAUGAAGUCAUUGAAUGGCAUCAAACUUAUUCAAGAUAUAUCGAAAACCUUGAUGUUAUGUACUUUUGGAUAAACUUUACACAAAUCACAACAUCAGCAGUAUCAAUUGUUCUGACUCUGGCCAUUAUGUUUAUUGGGGAAUGGCCUGGAGCGUACGCCUACAUUUUGAUAUCCUUCACUAUGCUCUAUUUGUAUUGUGGCAUGGGAACUCUAGUCGAAUUAGCUAAUGAUAGAAUCAUUGAUGAAAUUUAUAAUAUUCACUGGUAUAUUUUGAAAGUGCCGCAACAAAAAUGCAUCCGUUACAUGCUGAUGAAAGCACAAUCACCCAAAGAAAUUAGCGUCGGUGGGGUUGCUCAACUUUCUGUUAGUACAGGAUUACAGGUUACGAAGACUGUGUACAGUGUUUUUAUGAUGCUUCUGAACUUUUUCGACGACAAAUAAGCAAACCUAUGGAAAUAUUUUCGGCGGAAAAAACAUUUUGUGAUCAUAAGAAAAGGAAGUGUAUAAUUAUGUUAAUGUGAAAAGAGAAACUGCUUUUUGUAACUUGAUUAAUUAAAUAGUUUG